AUGCCCCCGGGAUCUAUCUUGACGACCAGAGAACUCAACGAUGCGAGAUUAUUUUGGGUAAAAAUAACACAACACCAGUACUUUGUUUCAGAACUCAGGGUACUUCUCAGAAAUCAGCAGCUACCUAGAAAUCACCAGUUAGCGAAAUUCACCCCAACUCUGGACGAGGAGGGCAUCAUGAGACUUGGGAGAAGCCUCAAGAACUCAGCACUCCAUCCGGAACAGAUCUACCCAAUAAUCUUGCCACGUCAGUCCAAAUUCACCACACUCAUCAUCGCAGAAGCUCACCAGAAGACCCUCCACGGAGGGACACAGCUCACCUUGGCCUACACUCAGCAACGCUAUUGGAUACUCGGUGGCAGGGGCACAGUUAGAGCCUACAUCCUACGCUGUGCUAUCUGCGCCAGACACCGAGCUAGACAGGCUCAGCAACAGAUGGGUCAAUUGCCCGCAACCAGAGUCUCACCAGCAAGAGCAUUUCUCCACACGGGGAUGGACUAUGCAGGUCCUUUCGCCAUCCUCAAGUGGAGACCCACGAAUGCUCAACCGGGAUCAGUGCACAUCGCAGUGUUCGUGUGCUUCACCACGUCAGCAGUUCACCUAGAGCUCGUCAACAGGCAAACCACAGAAGCCUUCCUCGGAGCUUACAGGAGAUUCACCGGAAGACGAGGUAUUCCAGCAGUCAUGUACAGUGACAACGCCACCACCUUCGUCGGAGCAGCAGAUCAACUCGAAAGGCUCAAUCACCAAGCAUCUAAAAAAAAUCAACGUGUUCAGGCUGCUCUCGCCACCAAUUGGACUCAGUGGAGCUUCUCACCACCUAGAGCACCCCAUUUUGGUGGCAAAUGGGAAGCAGCAGUAAAAUCAACGAAGCAUCACCUCAAGAGAGUCCUGGGAACGACAACGCUAACAUUUGAGGAACUCAACACAGUCUUAGUUCAGAUUGAAGCCUGCCUAAACUCCAGGCCAAUCUGUCCGAUGUCAGACGACCCAGAAGAUCUCCAGGUUCUCACCCCAGGACACUUCUUAAUCGGCGAGCCUCUACAGAUAGUAUCAGAGUCAUCCUACCUCGACGAGAAUCCCCUCAAGAUGAGGCGAUGGAACCUCGUGACUCGGAUAGUUCAGCAGUUCUGGUCCAGGUGGUCCAAAGAGUGUCUCCAACGAUACCAGGCUAUCUACAAGUGGAAGACACGUCAGCAGAACAUCGAGGUUGGUAACAUGGUGCUGAUGGUCGACGAUAACCUUCCACCAGCCCAGUGGCCAAUCGCCAGAGUCAUCGCGACUAGACCAGGAGCAGAUGGGCUCACCAGAGUAGCCACAGUCAGAACGAGCAAAGCAGAAGUCGGCAGACAUCAAGAUGGGUCGCCUAAUCUCCAGAACAUCACAGCAGCCCACUCGGCGUUUGACAGACCAAUCACCAAGUUCUGUCUGCUUCCUACAGAUCCACCUACACCAGAACAACCUCCAGAAGAAGAUCACCCAGAUGAUGAAGACGAUCAACAGCAAGGGGACAUCCAGGAACUGCAGGACUGA
Molecule: messenger RNA, 1533 nt
Organism: Diachasma alloeum
Lineage: Eukaryota; Metazoa; Arthropoda; Insecta; Hymenoptera; Braconidae
Exons: 1
Coding region: 1-1533 (510 amino acids)
Biological process (GO): DNA integration
Molecular function (GO): nucleic acid binding
Source: RefSeq, a predicted model, not a curated record